CCGCUUGGUGAUGGACCUGAGAGAUUGAUUCUCGCAAGACAAGCAUUUCUUGCAAUGCUUCCUCUCCCUGCUGACAUCCCAGACGAUGCUCUAAACCCAAUUGUCAUCCCUCAGCCAUACAUCCUGCAUGAAUUCUUGGGCAAUACUUCUGGUGUCAGUGCCCUGUAUAUAUCUACCCUGUCAAACUAUCGUGUCCUUGGCCAACCGACAACCUACUGGUGCCCAGAGCGCGAAGAACAUGGAUAUUUGCUUACCCCCAUUUUCAAGUGUAGCGCCAAUCCCCGAGUAACAACAGCACAUCGAUGGACUGUGGCAGAUGUGAUUGGCACCAUGGACAGGCCUACUGAGUGCUUCUACAACAAGGACGGGAAGUGGUACUACGUCGGCAUAUACAAGGCUUUUCGCAUGGACGAUCUAACCACGGAAGAGUGGGAAGCUCUUUCAAUCGAGAACCUCUCGCCCCAGAACCUCUACGAGACUGGACAGUUGUAUGCUGUUGGUGCCCUUCGUGUUGCGUGUAUCGGACUGCAGUGUGCAGGAUUCAGCUCUGCGAUGUAUCGUGCGGUCUUGGAACAAGCA
Messenger RNA from Suillus fuscotomentosus, 579 nucleotides. RefSeq lists its product as uncharacterized. Lineage: Eukaryota; Fungi; Basidiomycota; Agaricomycetes; Boletales; Suillaceae. The annotation marks the transcript as partial. The transcript has 4 exons. The record is from RefSeq and is a predicted model, not a curated record.